This is a messenger RNA of Agrilus planipennis (emerald ash borer), 3829 nucleotides long. RefSeq lists its product as uncharacterized. The record is from RefSeq and is a predicted model, not a curated record. Lineage: Eukaryota; Metazoa; Arthropoda; Insecta; Coleoptera; Buprestidae. The transcript has 8 exons. Gene Ontology annotation, molecular function: protein binding. Gene Ontology annotation, cellular component: plasma membrane. The coding region runs from base 469 to 3360 and encodes 963 amino acids.
UUUAUACAUUACACAGAUAGUGAGUGCAUUCGCGUUCCUGUGUUCCGUCAAGGUGGUAGUGCUGUAACUGUAUAUGUAUACAAACACGUUCUAAAGUCUGUUAAAUUUGUUAAUUUGACGAUGAAUCAGAAGUAUCUAGUGAUGACAGUGUGAAGGCCCACGUUCGCGAAUCGAUAUCGUUAUUUGUGUUUAUCGGAAAAUUGUUGACCACUUUCGGAAAAGUGGGUUAGCCGGGAAAUAGAAGAUAGGUCCAGUUGCAGCACUUAGUUUUUCGUUUUCCCGACGUGCUUUCUCACGUAACUUUCCACUCUUCUUUCCUGUUUCUUGUUAUCUUCAACUCAUUUUACCAGCUUGUCAAUGUAGAGCAGAUAUUUGAAUAUCAAAGAUGCUGAAAUCCAAAGGCUUGCGUAACAGUGAAUAGGUACUGAACCCAUCCGCAGUCGCAGUCUCUUUGUGAAACCGUUCGGUAUGCGGUCAUUAUCGACGUGGACUGUGUGUUUCCUCUUGGGCUAUUUAGUCGGAACGGUUAGCCCUGGACCAGCUUGUCGGAUCAGCGAAUUUCCCUGUCACAACGGACACUGCAUCCGACUAGAUCGAUAUUGCGAUGGUACCGACAACUGCGGUGACAAGUCCGACGAACCCAUGUUUUGUACAGUAUGUAACCGCACGUACUAUGGAGAUGUCGGCAAAACUUACGACCUGCAAGUGAACAAACCUCCGGAGACCAGGCUGCCCUUCCUCUGUCACUUAACCUUCACGGCCAACGGUCAAAACCAUGGGGACAUCGUCCAGCUCAUUUUCGACGAGUUCAAGGUGGGCCGCUACGAGUCUCAGGGUUUGGACGGAUGUCCUGACGGCUACAUGCAACUGAGCGAACUCGGUCGACCCUUUACGGGUGGCUCAUGGUGCGGGGUGUCUUCCGGUCCCGCGGCGUAUUACAGUGAAACGGCGACGGUCACCGCGAGCGUUAAACUUUUCGCGAAUCCCCAGUCGCCUUUCCAGUUUCGGCUGCGGUUCCGGUUCGUGUCUCGCCGAGAGGCCAUAGUUCGUUUCGGAUCUCCCGCAUCUCCCUUGGAACGGGGUCAAGUAGCUCCCGGAACCUACUGCACGCGACAGUUCGAAGAGUGCUACAGGAAAACGUGCAAAUUACAAUCACCCAAUUAUCCUGGGAUGUAUCCCAGGAACGUGUCCUGCUACUGGAGCUUGAGACAGAAGUUUGUUCCUACCUGUAAGCAUGCAAUGAUAGCAGUACGUCAAGAGGCACCCCAUAAAAUGCACAUGAAGAGAUCCAUAAACGUUCUGGGGCUUAAUAAGACCGUCAGGGCUUUGAGAGCCUGGAGGGACUGCACGGGUGAGAGGGACCAUCUUAUCUUUUACGAUGGUGGUUCCACAAAUGACCCUGUUCUUGCAAAAUAUUGCGGAGGCGAUUGGUUGCCGAGGGUAGUGUCCAGAGGUCCUGAGAUGCUCGUGGCAUUUCAUUCGUCGCCCUUUAGUAUUCCUCUCCACUCCCCUCCUUCGCAAAGUCCCCUGAGGGGUUUCGAAUUAGACGUGGAAAUCGUUUUCGUCGACUCGGACUCUUUGGAUUUUUCUCACGAAGCUGCCGGGUGUAAUUUCGAGUUGAACGCCACCGAUCCUGACGGGGAUGAAGUUUGGACUGGACGUGGCAGGAGAGGAGAGCUGUUGAGCACCCGUCAUUCCCUACCGCCCAACACCACGUGCACUUACAGCUUCAAGGGGUUCCCCAACGACCUCGUUUGGAUCAGUUUUGUGUCGUACAGCCAACGAGCUCUUCUUGUUGGGGAAAAUGCUGCUCAUGCCUUGCUGGGGAACGGAACAAGUGGAAAUUGUGCGACCAAAUUACGCGUCUGGGACGGAAAAGUGCUUCUGGAAGACAAAUGUGACGAGCCUCCGCGAUUAUGCGAUCACACAGCCCUCAGUAACGCCACCAGGUUCACGAGGCCGUGUUCGGAUUCGGAAAGUUACAUCUCCACCGGGAGAAACUUGGUGCUUCAACAUCACACUGAAGACGGGACCGCAUUACAUCCGGCUUCGUUUAGACUGAGAUACGAGUUCGUAGACGUUCGUUUCGAAGGGGAGUUGUGGCCGAGUAGAGAGAAAAAGGGCCCGUGCUAUCGCGUCUUCCGAAAGCAACAUGUAGGAGACGUGUUUGUUCCUCGAAAUGUGUUCCUUUACGGGCGCGGUGGGGCGCGAAAUUUGAAUUGUGUGUACAGAUUCGAAGCGGGACCCAGUGAACGUGUGAGGCUUAUCGUAAAUAACGCGUCUUUCGGCCUAGAUCCCACCUGUGUCACCGGAAUCGACGGUCAUUCGGGAAGAUCGGUUUGCGACCAUCAUCCGGAUUCCCGCAUAGCGGAAUUGAGCGUUUGGGAGGUGCCGUGGCGAGAUAUUAAGCUUCCCAGGGGUUGCUUGUGCGACAACUCCAGUCUAGUGUCCAAGCCCAUGGUGUUCCUCUCGUCCUCUCGAGCUUUAGAACUCCAUUUCGUCGCGAAUGACAUGAACAUUACCGAAGACUUCACGAACUUGUACUUUCACGCCACGUUCGAGCUCAUACGGAUGGUUGAUUGUCCUCGGAAGCAAAAACUUUUGGGUGACGGGGGCGAAAUUCGAUUCACGAGUCCACCCGAACAAAGAUCGGACUUACUAUGUGCCGGUUUGCCGUGGAUGAUCGAAGCGCGUGCCAAUAAAAGUUUGUUCAUUCUUUCGUGGGGCGCUUUUCUCCCUCUUAAACUGAGACAGGACGAAGCCACGAGAUGUCCUACUCAAAACAGGAUCCUGAUCUAUUCGGGACGGCCACCUAAAGUUGUGAAAGCCCUCUGUCCUGCGGAACCUGGAUCGCGUCCCUUAGCGGUCCACGUUUUCAGCGAGGAAUGGUGGGGAGAGGGUGAUUUACACACCCGAUUGAAACCACCCAAUUUCCUGAUAGAGUGGGUCAGCCGGGAAUCGGGAAUCGCCGCACUUCACUGGCUGGAAAUCUCUAGGCCCAGAUCGUCUCUUUUGCAGCAGCUUCAGGUGCCCCUGAACACUAGCCAAAACGACACCGAACUGGAGUGUCCGUACAGGUGUCCGGAAUUGGACGCGUGCAUCAGCUCGUCUCUGUGGUGCGACAGUAAAGACCACUGUCCAUCAGGGUACGACGAGUCCGAGGCUCAAUGCGGCUCGGCGUCGAAGCUGCUCACGUCGCUACCCGGCGCCACGUUGGCGGUCGCGGCCGCGAUACUGUGCUCGCUGUUGUUCCUCGCGUGUGUCGCGAUACACAAAAUUCGAGUGAAGCGUCGUCGUAAAUUAGCAAAAAAAAAGAUGCUGACCGGUCCGCGUCUCCUCGACUCGUCGUUGAAUUCUUGACAUAAAAUAGCUCCCCCCGUCGAGUAUAUUCACGUGGAUCGGGAAACGACCGUAUGAGAACGACUCUACCCCGGAAAAUCCGUCCUUUUGCUCACUACUUGUAAUCUGUCGGUGCCUUCUUGUGAUUGUUUGUUUCGUAAUGCGCGAGGUGACAAUUCGUGGUGUUAUUCGACGACUAACUAAUACAAUACAUAGUAACGAUUUUAAAAUGUUCAGUUGAAUGCACUUUUACGAACUAAACUUAAACUAAUUAAUGAAUAGACCUACUAAUGUGACGCUUGAAAUUGAAAGACGUAUUGUGUGAAACGAAGGCUAGGUACUUAAAGACUUGCCUCUUGCAUUAGUUCUUACUUCGAAAGUGUAAGAUUGCUGUAAACCAUGGAAGAGGUGGUUACGUUACAAGUACCCUUUGGCAUAGGACUAUUACGCCCGAUCAAAUGCCCACUUGAGGACGAUUGUUGACUGUGAG